AUGUUGAACCAAAUACCCAGCGACGUUAUCCCACUGAAAGAAUUGAUGGUAGUGAUGGCCAAUGGGAAACAGGAGGAAGAACAUUUAUAUGAAUGUUGGUUGACCUGGGGAUGUGGUUUGACAUUACAAGAAUUCACCGAUGUAGCUCAUGAAGAAAUGACCACCAGCGGUUGGGCUCAGAAUCAUGGUGAUACUGUUUGGGCGUUAGUCAGAAGAUCAGAUCCUCAAGGUUCAAUAUUAUCAGCAUGUGAGACACAUCGUACUCGUGGAUUUCUGAAGCAGAAAGGAGGGAAUAAAGUUGAGAAUGCUUGGUAUUAUGGUAUGACUUGUGUUGUCACUCCGGCGCAACAUCAAAGAAAAGGUUACGCCACACAUUUACUUCGUUUAAUGCAUUACAUCCUUGCUUCUCCUCUUCAUCUUCCCACCUUUCCAUCAGAAUGGGGAUCUCCACCCUCUCCUAUACCUAUCGAACUCAAAGAAUACUUUCCUCCAGCGUGGGGCACAUUUCUAUCUAGUGAAAUUGGUCCUGACUUUUAUUAUCGUUGUUUAGUUGGGAUCGAUAGGAGAGGUUGGGAAGCGAAAGAAGUAUGGCAAGAAGAAGUGGAAUGGGAAAUAUUAUCUUCCUCAAGGCUCUCAAUUCCUUCCGACCCUUCAAAGUCCUCGCCUAUCCUUGCCCGCUCAGAGUCUAUAUAUCAUGCCGCUCUUCCGAAUCCAUCUGAACAGCGAGUGCAAGCGACAUCAUCCACCAACAAAGCCGUCUUUUGUCCCGACCCAGCCUCCAAGGGAAUCUUAACGUUCGCUUCUGUCAGAGGCGCCUACGGACCACAGCCAGCGUGGAGAAAAUUUCCUCAGCCCUUGGGCAUUCGUCUCCCGGCUCACAAAGGGACAAGUGGCGAGGUACAUCAGGACGACACCAUCAUCCUCUUCGCUCUAUACAACCAGCAGGUAGGUGACGGUCUGUUAAUCACUUAUAUCCACAACCUUUCUCCUGACGUGCUCCCGUCCGCACUUUCGGCCCUGGACCGACUGAUCUCUGAGCAAGGGGCGGAAUGGAACAUGGGCCGUGUGUGGGAUUUGGAUUCGUCGAACGAUCUGGCGGCUGCAUGGAAGCAAAGCGGCAGGAGAGUCAACGUGAACCGACGGCGGGGUACAGGGUCACACCUGUUGUCAUGGUGUUUCUAUCAAGGCAAGACAGAAGUGUUGGACAGACAGUUAUGGACCUGGCUGUGA
Molecule: messenger RNA, 1230 nt
Organism: Tremella mesenterica DSM 1558
Lineage: Eukaryota; Fungi; Basidiomycota; Tremellomycetes; Tremellales; Tremellaceae
Exons: 6
Coding region: 1-1230 (409 amino acids)
Source: RefSeq, a predicted model, not a curated record